GAUUAAGUCCGAGGGAAUUAAUUUAUGAUUGAUUGAGGUCUGAAAAAUGGGGGAUAGAAUUGAAGAAGGGGCAGUGAAGGGGGCAUUUAGGAGGUCGGUGGAUGGGAAAAGGGAUUGGGAAGGAAAAUAAUUGAUCAGAUAAAAUUUUAUGUUUGUAAUUGCAGCAAAUUGGCGGGAAAUGAAUGGAUUUUAAAGGGGGAGGAGUUGUUGGAAUGUUUUAUGUAAUUUUAUUGGUUGAUUAUAAUUAUAUAGGGAUUUUUUUGUAUUGAAAUUUUAAUUAAAACAAAAGCAUUGAAUCUCAAUUUAAAUAACAAAAUACAUUA
Messenger RNA from Paramecium octaurelia, 323 nucleotides. The record is from the annotation of a GenBank genome assembly. NCBI's taxonomy places the organism in Eukaryota, Ciliophora, Oligohymenophorea, Peniculida, Parameciidae.